GCUCGCCCCACCCCGCCCCGCCGCUCGCGGAUGCGCCGGCGCGCCCCCGCCCCCAAACCCUAGCCCCGAUCCCGAUGCCCACGCCGCGCGGGGGGUCGCCGGUCACCGGCGACCGCUACCUCGACCUGCUGGUUCGCUACGUGGCGCGCAACGCGGGCGCGCUGCUCGACGGCACCGUCACCCUGCGCCUCCACCCCGUCGGCCUCCACUACGUCGCCUCCCGCCUCGAGGCGCUGCGGGAGCUCGAGGCCGUUGGCGCCGGCGCGCCCGUCGACUACCUCCGCGCCUACGUCGCCGACCUCGGCGACCACCGCGCGCUCGAGCAGCUCCGCCGGAUCCUACGCCUCCUCACCUCGCUCAAGGUCGUCGCCGCGGGGCCCGGCCGCGACCCGGCGCCGCUCUCGCUCCUGCCCUUCGCGCGCCUGCGCGUCCUCGAGCUGCGGGGCUGCGACCUCUCCACCUCGGCCGCCAGGGGACUGCUCGAGCUCCGCCACACCCUCGAGAAGCUCGUCUGUUACGAUUCCACGGAUGCUCUUAGGCAUGUCUUCGCUAGUAGAAUCAUGGAUAUCAAGGACUCUCCUGUAUGGAGCAAACUUUCAUAUGUCUCAUGUGCAUCUAAUGGCAUAGUACUCAUGGAUGAAUCGCUGCAAUUGUUGCCUGCAAUUGAAACCCUGGAUCUCAGUCGCAACAAGUUUGCAAAGGUGGACAAUCUGCGGAAAUGUACAAAGUUGCGAAAUCUGGAUCUUGGAUUUAAUCAUUUGCGUUCAAUUUCAUCUUUGAGUGAGGUUUCCAGUCGAAUUGUAAAACUUGUUGUGAGAAACAACGCUUUAACUACAGUACAUGGGAUUGAGAAUCUCAAGUCACUCAUGGGGCUUGACCUUUCGUACAAUAUCAUCUCAAAUUUCUCAGAGUUGGAAAUCCUUGGCACGCUAUCUUUAUUGCAGAACCUCUGGUUGGAAGGCAAUCCUAUCUGCUGUGCUCGGUGGUAUCGAGCACAUGUGUUCAGUUUUUUUCGUAAUCCAGAAAAUUUGAAGUUAGAUGAUAAAGGUAUGAACACGCAAGAAUACUGGGAAAAGCAAGUACUGUUUGCAUGCAGACAAAAUCAACCUGCUGGUUAUGGAUUUUAUUUCCCUGCAAUGGAUGAUCAUGAAGAUGAGGACACGCUAACUUUGAAGAUGAGAAAAAUUUCCCGACUUGCCAGCAUAGUGGAGGGAGAGAGAAAUCUCUCUGAUGAUGGUACAGACCAGCAGUCCACCCCCUGUGAUAGUGACAGUUCUAAGAAGGAUGAAACUGCAGGUGCUGAUCAUGACAUAAGAAUUGCUUCAUUGAUAAACACCGCUGAAUUGCUGAAGAAAGAAAAAUCAAGUGACUGGCUCCGUGAGUUUAAGGAGUGGAUGGAUGACAAUGCAGACAAAACAGAUGGUGAAAACCUAUCUGCUGAUGUCACCUAUGGCAAUGGAAGUUAUGCUAGACAAAAGAAAAGGCAGAAAGCACACAAGGAGACUUCAAAUAACAUGUCGGAUUUGGUACAUGUAUCAGAAGGUGGGAGCAGCUCAAACCUUUUGGAGUCGGACUCAUCUUUCACAGAUAAUGCACAUUCUGGUUCUAAUGGAAUCGUCAAAGAAUCCUCGAAUGAAGUGAAUGCAAACCAAGUUCAUCUAACGAUGCACUUAAAUUAUUUUCAACGACCUCCUCCCCUUGAGUUAGUAGGUACUUCACAUACUGACCCCUUCUCUGAGUUGGAAGAUGGUUCAAGAAAUAUGCUGGCAAAUGGAACACCAUCCAAUACAAUGAGCAAGUUGAUAGAAUCAAGUCCAUACAAUGCAUAUCCUAGUCCUCAGUCACCUCCACAAUACAAGGAGGACAUUCUACACCGCAGACUUUUUCUGGAGGAAGAGUUUUUGCAGAUUUCAGGACAUCUUCAUUCUGUUGGUUCACUCGGUAGUGAUAGCAGCUGCAGUGAUGAUUCUUCGGAUGAUUUUUGUUCAUGCAAUUCGGAAGAUGAUUGUGCAGCAAUGCAGACAAAGAUGGAGUUGGCUCUUAAUGGACAGGUGGCUUUGUUUCCUUUUGUAGAUAGUGAUCAUGAGGGAAACAAGUACUUUUCAGCGGAGAAAAGUUUAUCUGACCAUUCAGCAGAAGAUGAACCAAUUCGCACAGAUCACAGAGAGUUUGAUAUUGAGGAGUUUCAUGACAGUAACCAGAGGAAUGGUCAUCUAGGUCAGAAUUCAGGCCAUCUAGUUGGACAAAAAGGCAAGCAGAGGUUUAAGAGGAGGAUAUUUGCUUUGAAGAAUCAUAAUGGUACCAAAAUAGAAAGUAUUAAAAUGAAUGGCGAUCAGGUGGAUGAGCAUGUUUUAGCUGAAGGAAAUGGCCAUUUGACAUGCGACCCGAGCAAAAGUACUCCCAAGAAAGAAGGCUCUGAAAGCCAUUACUCAAGAAUUCUGCCUAAGAAUGUCAGCACAAAUAUAACUUCUUGUACGACAGGGGAACACAUGAUUGUCAAGGAUUUCAUCAACUUGGAAGUAGCAAAAAAUGACAAGUCUGAAACAUGUGAACAAGUAGCUUGUUGUGCAUACCUGUUUCAGGAAGCGGGCGCUUUAGUCCAAAGAGAGGUAGCCUUGCUGCAAAGUUCUCAAAACAAAUUGUAUGUCCUGCUACUUGAUAUGGUUUGUGAUGGAAAAGAAACCAAGCCAAGAGUUUUGGGCAGCUAUACUCUGGAAAGUCUGGAAAAGGUUUCAAUUGGGCUGGGACUACAGGCACUGAGGGUACACAUGGUAGACGAUACAACUCAUCUAUUCUUCACACGGACUUCCAAGGAAGCACAAGAUGUACUUUGGCUCUUGAGUGUAACCAACACCAACUUCCCCAAAUUAAACCAUGAGAUACAUUUGCAAAGUUGGGAGAACAUCCAAGUUAAAUUGUUCGAGAAAUGUAUAUGUGGAUCUGCAAAGAAGGGAAUAUUUCUCUACUCUAUGUUGAUGUUCUGGAGGAAUGAUGCUGAAGACGACUCCUUUUUUAUCAGAUCCAUAUUUGUCAUUGAAGGAUCAAUAUUGGUGUGCAUUGAGGACCUAGAUCAGUUUGGUCGUGUACCUGAUGAUUCAGACCCUCCAUACUUUUCUCUUGAUGCAUCUUGUUCUAUUAACAAUAUUCAAGAAGUGGUCAUGGAUCAGCGCAACGGCAAAUGUUUGACAUUGAUUUUGGAUAAUCAUAGGCAAGAAGAGUUUCACAAUAGCAUCCAGAAUCCGAGUAACAAGCAGUCUGAUGAAAUUGAUGCGGUACAUACAUGGAAACUUGAGUGGUUCUCUGAAGAAGCACUUCUGAAGUUCAUUUCUGUACUUAAGGCUCUUUACUCGACAGCAGCAGCUUCAUCUUUACCUGUUAAGUGUAUAUCCUGAUAAUGUUGGUUCUUGUAGUUCUGCAGUGAUUUCAUUCGUUCUUUUUGGGGCUGUUUGUAGCUGUUGAUUUGUAUAGUUUGAUAGUUAGGUUCUAGGUUUGUGCUCGAUGUAUUCUUUGUAGUUAGUAUAGAAAGUUUUCCCGCCCUGAAGUUGUACAGCACAGUGCUAGAAGUGAGUGUAAAUGAAUGGGGUUGCAAUUUUGGCAAAAGCGGUUUUGAAAACGUUAGUUUCAGAACC
Molecule: messenger RNA, 3629 nt
Organism: Setaria italica (foxtail millet)
Lineage: Eukaryota; Viridiplantae; Streptophyta; Magnoliopsida; Poales; Poaceae
Cellular component (GO): cytoplasm
Molecular function (GO): protein binding
Source: RefSeq, a predicted model, not a curated record